GCACGGAGAGACCAGUUCGCCCUGGGGGAGAAGUCACGAACGUCCUCGACCUCCACAGACAACGACCUUGACCCCGACCCGAGUCAGCUGGACGUGGGCGGGCCCCGAGAGAGGAGUUCCUCCGACCUGACUGUGGUCCGAGACAACUACACAGGUCAACUGACGGUCGACCGCUUCCGUCACCGGCCGCUGGAGGCCACCAAAUCUCUGCAAGGUCAACAGUUGGCAAGUUUGGCCUUGCUCGGCCGCAGUCCUGAAUGGCGCAGAAACCAGCUGAAGAAGAUGGGUGAUACCAUUGAUAACGGACACCCCUCCCUCAAAAACUCGCCCAUGAACUUCCUCCAGCCACAGACUCGCCAGAUGUCGCUGUCUAUGGAGAUGGCGGAGAUUGUUCAGCGUACCCAGCCCCCAGCCUCUUCCACCGCUGCUAGGGCCGCGGCCACCAAUGCAGGGGCCGCCAUCCUCAACUGGAGCAGCAGCAACAGCAACAGCAGCAACAGCAACAGCAUGGACACGGGGGAAGAGCUGUACACCACGGAUAACGGACACAGGAUCGUCGUCCGGAGCGCCAGCGCCAGGGGGUCCCCUGACCUCAGGAAGGGCAAAGGGUAA
Molecule: messenger RNA, 612 nt
Organism: Aplysia californica (California sea hare)
Lineage: Eukaryota; Metazoa; Mollusca; Gastropoda; Aplysiida; Aplysiidae
Source: RefSeq, a predicted model, not a curated record